AUGGAACAUCUAACCCGUAGCCCAGCCGCCCACCCAUCCAUCCAUCUAUCCAUCCAUCAAUCCAUCCACCCAAUCCUCCAUCAAUUGUCCACACCACCUCUGUCCUCCGUCGUCGUCCCCUUCGCCGUCCCCGUCGUCAACGGCACCGACACACGACCGCACCGUACCGCAGCGCCCACUCCCCCCCCCCCACCCUCUGCAACCUGCGCGUGCCGCAUACAUACACAUACUUCCGACGCGGUCGCACACACGGGAGGAGGGAGGGUUCCUCUACAGCGGCUGCAGCGCACAGUACCUACGCGCACAGGCAGGUACAUGCAUACAUAG
Purpureocillium lilacinum is the source of this 327-nucleotide messenger RNA. NCBI's taxonomy places the organism in Eukaryota, Fungi, Ascomycota, Sordariomycetes, Hypocreales, Ophiocordycipitaceae. The record is from RefSeq and is a predicted model, not a curated record.